Messenger RNA from Oryza brachyantha (malo sina), 2242 nucleotides. Its product is annotated as probable amino-acid acetyltransferase NAGS2, chloroplastic. Gene Ontology annotation, cellular component: cytoplasm. NCBI's taxonomy places the organism in Eukaryota, Viridiplantae, Streptophyta, Magnoliopsida, Poales, Poaceae. Gene Ontology annotation, molecular function: L-glutamate N-acetyltransferase activity, acting on acetyl-CoA as donor. The record is from RefSeq and is a predicted model, not a curated record. The coding region runs from base 186 to 1988 and encodes 600 amino acids. The transcript has 10 exons. Gene Ontology annotation, biological process: L-arginine biosynthetic process.
AACCCCGUCGCUGCGCGCCAAAUCGCCCGCCGCCUUCACCGCUCUCUCUCUCCCCACCUCGCUUUCCCCGUUCCGUUCCGUUUCCAUUCCCUUCUCGCCGCGUACAGGCAAGGCCACGCGGGGGGGCGUAGUAGUAGGGAGGGGGAGGCGCCCGCCCCCCGGUUGCCUGCCUGCUUGCCUCCUCGAUGGCGGCGGCCUCGCUCGCGGUCGCGCACUUCGCCGGCGAGGCGACCCCGGCGCCGUCGGGGGCGGGGCGGAUGUGGCCCGGGAGGGUGGGGAUGCGGCGGCGGGGCCCGAUGCAGCGCCGGUGCGCCACGGGCGUCGUGCGGUGCGGCGGCGGGCCCGCCACGAGGAAGGACGGGGAUGUGGCGGAGGAUGGCGGGCUGGAGGACGGGGCGAGGUUCGUGGGGUGGUUCCGGGAGGCCUGGCCCUACGUGCGGGGACACCGGGGGAGCACCUUCGUCGUCGUCGUCUCCGGGGAGGUCGUUGCCGGGCCCCACCUCGACGGCAUUCUGCAGGAUAUUUCACUUCUUCAUGGUCUUGGGAUCAAAUUUGUUCUUGUUCCUGGAACACAUGUUCAGAUUGAUAAGCUCUUGGCUGAGAGAGGAAAGAAAGCCAAGUAUGCUGGUCGUUACCGUAUUACUGAUUCUGAUUCAUUAGAGGCUGCAAUGGAGGCAGCAGGCAGAAUACGCCUAACUAUCGAAGCAAAACUAUCCCCUGGUCCCCCAAUGUUGAAUCUUCGUCGGCAUGGUGUUAAUGGUCGUUGGCAUGAAAUAUGUGAUAACGUUGCAAGUGGAAACUUUCUUGGCGCUAAGAGACGGGGAGUUGUUGGUGGCAUUGAUUAUGGAUUCACUGGUGAAGUUAAGAAAAUAGAUGUUUCACGGAUAAAAGAAAGACUUGACAGAGAUAGCAUAGUUGUUGUGAGCAAUAUGGGAUAUUCCAGCUCUGGCGAGGUGUUGAAUUGCAACACAUAUGAAGUUGCUACAGCUUGUGCUUUAGCUAUCGAUGCAGACAAGCUUAUCUGCAUUGUUGAUGGUCAAAUAUUUGAUGAGCAUGGUCGAGUCAAUCGUUUCAUGUCUAUUGAAGAAGCAGACAUGUUGAUCAGAACACGUGCUAAACAGAGUGAGAUUGCUGCAAAUUAUGUCAAGGUUGUAGGUGAGGAGGAUAUUGGUCAUGCACGCAAUCUUCCUAUCAAAGAGGAGAAAGAACUAGGAUUGAUUGGAAGGGACUAUGUUGAUGGGUAUACUGCAUCUUUCCGGAAUGGUGUGGGUUUCAAUAAUGGAAAUGGUCUGUCUGGUGAGCAAGGGUUUGCAAUCGGUGGGGAAGAGCGGCUGAGCAGGUCAAACGGUUACCUUUCAGAGUUGGCAGCAGCAGCAUAUGUAUGCAAUGGUGGCGUUCAAAGGGUUCACAUUAUAGAUGGCACUGUUGGUGGAUCAUUAUUGUUGGAAUUAUUCACAAGAGAUGGUGUUGGAACGAUGAUAGCUAGAGACAUGUAUGAAGGAACAAGGAUGGCUAGAGAGGAAGAUCUUUCUGGUAUUAGAAAAAUCAUCCGACCCCUAGAAGAUUCUGGUGUCCUAGUACGGCGAACAGAUAAAGAGCUUCUAGAAUCAUUGAAGUCAUUUAUCGUCGUGGAAAGAGAUGGUUCAAUCAUUGCAUGUGCUGCUCUCUUUCCAUUUCUUGAGGAUAAAUCUGGGGAAGUUGCUGCUAUUGCUGUAUCUGAAGAAUGUCGAGGACAGGGUCAAGGGGACAAAUUACUUGAUUACAUCGAGAAGAAGGCAUUGUCUCUUGGUCUUGAGAAAAUAUUCUUACUCACCACACGAACAGCAGACUGGUUUGUUCGGCGUGGCUUCAAGGAGUGUUCAAUCGAGUCCCUGCCUGCGCAGAGGAGAAAACGGAUCGACCUUUCACGUGGAUCGAAAUACUACAUGAAGCGGCUCCGGGUGGUAGAGAUCGGACAGGUGGCUCUCAACAAUUUUGCUGUCAGAUGAUACUGCAUGCAGUCUCGGUGGGUGUUGUUCGUGAGGUUUCCUACGAUUUACCUCGAGAGCCAUUGUACAGUGUAGAAUUGCGUAUGGUAUAUAUAUAUAUAUAUAUAUAUGUGAGUAGUCUAUCACCAAAGUGGCGCUGCCUCGGUUGGUGCAAUUGCAACCCAAGCAACUUCCGCAGCCCGUGUGCUCUUUCUGCAGUCAUGUUGAGAUGCAACGUGCGGCCCGUUCAGUUGAACCCCAGAUUUUCUCGGGAA